AAGCUCAAGUUGAGGUGUGAAAAAUUCUCCUUUUCUCAACUUAAGCCAAAAAAGAAAAUGAACUACCAAAAUUUCUUUUUGAUGUAGCAUAAAAUAUAUUUAUGAUUGUAGAAUAGAGUUUUUGAGUUGAAACUAAAAUGAUGGUGGCAUCAUCUGCAGUCUCCCCUCUUUGCACAUGGUUAGUAGCAGCUUGCAUGAGUUCAUCAAGCGAAAAUAAGCAUUUCAAUGAAUUUUCAAAUUAUUUUCAAUACCAAAAGAAGUUGAGAAGAAGGGGGAAUUUGGUGGCUCUCACUACCAACAAGAAUCGGGGGCGAAUACAGUUGAGUCGAGCUCGUGAUUCAGACGAGGAGAAAUCCGCAGUGGCUACAGAGACACUUAUAAAAUCAAAGAAAAGAAGGGUUGUUGUAACAGGAUUGGGUGUUGUAUCACCUCUUGGGCAUGAUGUGGAUGAAUUUUAUGGUAACAUUCUUCAAGGCAUUAGUGGAGUUACCCAAAUUGAGGCAUUUGACUCUACUCAAUUCCCCACACGAAUUGCAGGAGAAAUCAAGAGUUUCUCAGCAGAUGGUUUCAUCUCAAAGAAGAUAGCAAAGAGAGCAGAUAAAUACAUGCUUUACUUAAUAGCUGCGGGUAAAAAGGCUUUAGCAGAUGGUAAAAUGAGAGAUGAUGUGAUGCAGGAGUUAGACAAGGGUAAAUGUGGCAUUGUAAUCGGUUCCGCCCUCGGGGGCAUGAAGGUGUUUAGUGAUGGUGUUGAGGCAUUGAGGGUAUCACAUAAGAAGAUGAACCCUUUCAGUGUGCCUUUUGCUACGACCAACAUGGGCUCCGCCAUUCUCGCAAUGGACCUGGGUUGGAUGGGCCCAAACUAUUCGAUUUCCGCAGCUUGCGCGACGAGCAAUAUCUGUAUUCUGAAUGCGGCAAACCAUAUCAUAAGAGGUGAAACUGAUGUUAUGCUUUGUGGUGGCUCUGAUUCCCCACUCAUUCCAAUAGGAAUUGGAGGAUUUUCUGCUUGUGGGAUCCUCUCAAGGAGGAAUGAUGAGCCCACUAAAGCUUCUCGUCCUUGGGAUAUGCAAGGCGAUGGAUUGGUUAUCGGAGAAGGCGCAGGUGUGCUACUACUAGAAGAAUUGGAGCAUGCUAAGAGAAGAGGUGCGACCAUAUACGCAGAGUUUCUAGGGGGAAGCUUCACAUAUCAUACAACACAUCCACUCGCUCACGGUGAAGGUUGUAUUCGUUGUAUGGAGACAGCAUUGGUCGAGUCGGGAGUGGACAGAGAAGAUAUCAACUAUAUAAACGCUCAUGCUGCAUCAACACCAGCAUUCGACUUAGCAGAAUACCAAUCUAUUAUACAUUUGUUUGGGCAAAAUACUGAGCUAAGAAUGAACUCUACGAAGUCUAUGAUCGGUCACCUAUUAGGGGCUGCUGGGGCUGUCGAAGCUAUAGCAACUAUCAAGGCCAUAGAGAAAGGAUGGAUCCAUCCAAAUAUCAAUCUUGAACAUCCGAUCCAAGGCGUGGAUUCAAACGUUCUCGUUGGCCACAAGAAGGAACGUCUCGUCGUUAAAGUAGCACUCUCUAACUCGUUCGGCUUUGGGGGACAUAGCUCGUCGAUUUUAUUCUCCCCUUGCUACAAAAACUGAUUUUUCAUGUAUAUGGCGAUUACCAUCCUAAUAACAUGCAAUGAUUCAAUUUUUUU
Messenger RNA from Salvia miltiorrhiza (redroot sage), 1684 nucleotides. Its product is annotated as 3-oxoacyl-[acyl-carrier-protein] synthase II, chloroplastic-like. Gene Ontology annotation, cellular component: chloroplast stroma. The record is from RefSeq and is a predicted model, not a curated record. The transcript has 14 exons. Gene Ontology annotation, biological process: fatty acid biosynthetic process. Gene Ontology annotation, molecular function: 3-oxoacyl-[acyl-carrier-protein] synthase activity. Lineage: Eukaryota; Viridiplantae; Streptophyta; Magnoliopsida; Lamiales; Lamiaceae. The coding region runs from base 138 to 1628 and encodes 496 amino acids.